Molecule: messenger RNA, 4925 nt
Organism: Medicago truncatula (barrel medic)
Lineage: Eukaryota; Viridiplantae; Streptophyta; Magnoliopsida; Fabales; Fabaceae
Product: paired amphipathic helix protein Sin3-like 3
Exons: 25
Coding region: 238-4458 (1406 amino acids)
Biological process (GO): negative regulation of transcription by RNA polymerase II
Cellular component (GO): histone deacetylase complex; chromatin
Molecular function (GO): transcription corepressor activity
Source: RefSeq, a predicted model, not a curated record
CAUCGUUCACUCUCUUCACCCUUUGCAUUCUUUCUUUUCUUCUUCUUCUACCUCCGCUCGAAGAUAUUGUUUCUUCUCAGUAACAAACUUUGCCACAAAACUUCAUUGUUCUGUUUUGUUACUCCAAUCUUCAAUUUCAUUCUUCUGGGAAGGAUUUGGUUGUGUUUGGUUGAUCUGUGUUGUAAUCAGGUUUGGAAUUCUAGCUCCUGUUUGAUGUCUUUGUGAAUUCCAUUAGAGAUGAAGAGGUCAAGAGAUGAUGGUUACAUGAGUUCACAGCUCAAACGCCCUGUGCUGUCUUCUAGAGGAGAACCUUCGGGGCAAGCCCAAGUGAUGACUGGUGGCCAGAAGUUAACCACAAAUGAUGCCUUAUCAUAUCUCAAGGCAGUAAGAGAAAUGUUUCAAAAUGACAAGGAGAAAUACGAUGAAUUUUUGGAAGUCAUGAAGGAUUUCAAGGCCCAAAGAAUUGAUACAGCUGGUGUCAUAGAAAGAGUGAAGGAGCUGUUUAAAGGGCAUAAAGAUUUGAUUUUGGGAUUUAACACCUUUUUGCCAAAGGGAUAUGCAAUCACACUCCCAUCGGAUGAUGAACAGCCUCUACAAAAGAAGCCUGUUGAAUUUGAAGAGGCUAUAAAUUUUGUGGGCAAGAUUAAGAAUCGUUUUCAAGGCAACGAUCGCGUGUAUAAGACUUUUUUAGACAUACUAAAUAUGUAUAGAAAGGAACUCAAGCCUAUCACCGCAGUUUACCAAGAGGUUUCUGCUCUCUUCCAAGACCAUGGAGAUCUUCUCGAGGAGUUUACUCAUUUUCUUCCUGAUACUUCAGGAGCAGCCGCUGCACAUUUUGCUUCUGCUCGUAAUCCUCUCCUUCGAGAUAGGAGCUCUGCAAUGACAACAGGGAGGCAAAUGCAUGUUGACAAGAGAGAAAAGACAACAACUUUGCAUGCUGAUCGCGAUCUCAGCGUUGAUCAUCCUGAUCCAGAACUUGACAGAGGUGUGAUGAGGACUGAUAAGGAGCAGAGAAGACGUGAGAGAGAAAAGGACCGUAGAGAAGAAAGAGAUAGGAGAGAACGUGAAAGGGAUGAUAGAGAUUAUGAUAAUGAUGGUAAUCUGGAGCGUUUACCCCACAAGAAAAAGUCUGUUCAUAGAGCUACGGACCCUGGUACUGCUGAACCAUUGCAUGAUGCAGAUGAAAAGCUCGACCUUCUCCCUAACUCGUCCACUUGUGAGGAUAAAAGUUCUUUGAAAAGUUUGUGCAGUCCGGUGCUUGCUUUCCUUGAAAAAGUCAAGGAGAAGUUAAAAAAUCCUGAUGAUUACCAGGAAUUUUUGAAGUGCCUGCAUAUCUACAGCAGGGAAAUAAUCACCCGACAAGAACUACUGGCAUUGGUGGGUGAUUUACUGGGAAAAUAUGCCGAUAUUAUGGAGGGAUUUGAUGAUUUUGUGACACAAUGUGAGAAGAAUGAAGGAUUCCUUGCUGGUGUCAUGAAUAAAAAAUCUUUGUGGAAUGAAGGACAUGGGCAGAAACCACUGAAGGUAGAGGAGAAGGACAGAGAUCGGGGCAGGGAUGAUGGGGUGAAAGAAAGGGACCGGGAACUCCGAGAAAGAGACAAAUCCACUGGAAUUUCCAACAAGGAUGUCUCUAUUCCUAAGGUGUCUCUAAGCAAGGACAAGUAUGUAGGAAAGCCUAUAAAUGAACUGGACCUUUCUAACUGUGAACAAUGUACUCCCAGCUACCGUCUCCUACCCAAAAAUUACCCAAUACCAUUAGCUAGCCAGAAAACUGAACUUGGCGCCAAAGUAUUGAAUGAUCACUGGGUUUCUGUAACGUCAGGAAGUGAGGAUUAUUCCUUUAAACACAUGCGCAAAAAUCAGUAUGAAGAGAGCUUGUUUAGAUGCGAAGACGACAGGUUUGAACUUGAUAUGUUGUUAGAGUCUAUAAAUGCAACAAGUAAGAAAGUUGAAGAGAUCAUAGAAAAAGUUAAUGAUGAUAUAAUUCCAGGAGAUAUUCCAAUUCGUAUUGAGGAGCAUUUAUCAGCUCUAAAUCUUAGGUGCAUUGAACGAUUAUAUGGUGACCAUGGGCUUGAUGUGAUGGAAGUGUUGAAAAAGAAUGCAUCUCUAGCCUUGCCAGUGAUAUUAACCCGCCUGAAGCAAAAACAGGAGGAGUGGGCAAGAUGCCGUGAAGAUUUUAAUAAAGUUUGGGCUGAAAUAUAUGCAAAGAAUUAUCACAAAUCACUUGAUCAUCGAAGUUUUUACUUUAAGCAGCAGGAUACAAAAAGCUUGAGCACUAAAGCCUUAUUGGGAGAGAUCAAAGAAAUUAGCGAGCAGAAACGAAAAGUAGAUGAUGUUCUUCUUGCAAUUGCUGCUGGAAAUAGACGGCCUAUUCUUCCUAACUUGGAAUUUGAGUAUCCUGAUCCAGAGAUUCAGGAAGAUCUGUAUCAACUCAUAAAAUAUUCAUGUGGAGAAGUUUGUUCAACCGAACAAUUGGAUAAAGUCAUGAAGAUUUGGACAACAUUUUUAGAACCCAUGCUCGGUGUUCCUUCUCGACUGCGUGUUCCCGAAGACACAGAAGAUGCUGUCAAGGCCAAGAAAGAUUCUGCAAAAACUGGUACUGCAAGUAUUGCCAAGGGUGAUAGUAGUCCUGGUGUUGGUGCUACCGUAAUGAGUCCUAAGAAUACAUUUGAACAAUCAAAUUCUUGCAAAGAAUGGCAAACAAAUGGGGUUGGCGGGGUUAAAGAGGAUGAUUGUCUCAAAUCAGACCGUUCUGUGCCUAAAACUGAAACUUUGGGAAGUAGUACCCUGCAGGGUAAUGUUCAUAUAAAUGCAUCCAUUCCUGACGAAGUAUCAAGAGUCAAUAAGCAAGAUCAUUCCAUUGAACAGUUGGUGAAUGCUAAUGUCUCAAUGUCCUCUAGAGUGGAGCAAAGUAACGGAAGAACAAACAUAAAUAAUGCAUCAGGACUUGCUGCAACUCUGUCUAGACCUGGUUAUGUUUAUAGAGAGGGAGGGCUUGAUUUACCUUCAUCAGAGGGUGCUGAUUCUACAAGACCAGAUACGUCCACAAAUGGGGCCAUCAUCGAAGACACCAAAGCUCACAGAUGUCACAAAGAAUCAGUUGGACACUUCAAAAGUGAAAGAGAAGAGGGUGAAUUGUCUCCUAAUGGAGACUUUGAAGAGGAUAACUUUGCAGUUUAUGCAAAUGCUGGUCUGGAGGCAGUGCAUAAAGGAAAAGAUUGUAAUACCAGUCAACACUACCAAAAUAGACGCGAGGAACAAAUUUGUGGGGUAGCUGGAGGUGAAAAUGAUGAUGAAAGUGACGGAAGUCCUCAUAGAUCAUCAGACGACAGUGAAAAUGCAUCUGAGAAUGGUGAUGUUUCUGGUACUGAGUCUGCUGAUGGUGAGGAAUGUUCUCGAGAAGAACAUGAAGAGGAUGGCGAUCAUGAUAACAAGGUCGAGAGUGAAGGUGAAGCUGAAGGAAUGGCUGACGCCAAUGAUGUUGAAGGAGAUGGAGCCUCGCUGCCAUACUCAGAGCGCUUUCUUCUUACUGCAAAGCCUCUUGUAAAAUAUGUCAGCCCGGUGUUUCAUGGGAAAGAAGAGAAUGUUCAAAUUUUUUACGGAAAUGAUUCCUUUUAUGUGCUGUUUAGACUUCAUCAGACAUUGUAUGAGAGAAUACGAUCGGCAAAGAUUAACUCAUCUUCUGCUGAAAAGAAAUGGAGAGCUUCAAAUGAUACAAGUUCCACUGAUCGAUAUGCCAGGUUCAUGAAUUCUCUUUACAGUUUACUGGAUGGUUCUUCUGAUAAUUCAAAAUUUGAAGAUGACUGUCGGGCUAUUAUUGGAACUCAGUCGUAUGUCUUGUUCACGUUAGACAAGCUGAUAUAUAAACUUGUUAAGCAGCUUCAAGCUGUUGCCAGUGGCACUGAUGAGAUGGAUAACAAACUUCUUCAACUAUAUGCAUAUGAACAAUCAAGAAAAUCUGGAAGCUUUUUUGAUGUAGUUUAUCAUGAAAAUGCCCGUGUUCUUCUUCAUGAUGAGAACAUAUAUCGUAUUGAAUGUUCACCUACCCGAUUGUCUAUUCAGUUGAUGGACUAUGGACAUGAUAAGCCAGAAGUGACUGCUGUGUCAAUAGAUCCUAAUUUUUCAACCUAUUUGCACAAUGAUUUCCUAUCUGUUGUCCCCGACAGUAAGGAGAAGUCAGGAAUUUUCUUAAAAAGGAAUAAACUAAAAUGUGCCAGGAGUGAUGAACUUUCAAGCCAGGUUAUGGAUGGAAUACAAGUUAUCAAUGGUUUGGAGUGUAAAAUUGCUUGCGGUUCAUCCAAGGUUUCAUACGUUUUAGAUACCGAAGACUCUUUGAUUCGAACAAAAAGGAAAAGGGGAAGUUUGCAUCAGAAUAAUUCAUAUUGUGGGCCGACAAUGUCUUCAAACACUUGUUCAAGCAGAGUACAGCGGUUCUACAAAUUAUUUUCCAUCAAAUGAUGGUAUCCAAUUUGAGACGCAUAUGUAAUUUUGGUCAUGCAUCAGUGGUAGCGGCACCAGAUGGCGAUGACAUCGCAUCCUAGAAAUGGAGAAUGUGAUGUUUUUCUGAGAUAACUUACUUUCAUGUGCUCUUCACAUCUUCAAUCCUAGACACCAAGUAAGGGAUACAGAAAGGGAGAUGAUGAGGCUCAGAAGAUUGUAUAAUAUUGUGACAUGGUGACUGAUGAGUUAUAUCAUGAUGUAAAUAGAGGUAAUAUGUACACUAGGGAACAUUUUCUUUCCAUUCAUCAACAUUUUUGCUGUCUUAAUAAGUUUUAUUUCUCUUUUUAGCUCGUUACCAACUUAUUGAGAUUAUUAUUCAAAUUGUGAAAUAUUCGGCGGCUGCAAUUGGCCUCCACAUUCACUUAUACUGUGCAUCUUGGUCCCAAAUAAUAACUGUUUUAUGGGAAGAAAUCUAAAUUUAUCUA